This is a messenger RNA of Auanema sp. JU1783, 1065 nucleotides long. The record is from the annotation of a GenBank genome assembly. NCBI's taxonomy places the organism in Eukaryota, Metazoa, Nematoda, Chromadorea, Rhabditida, Rhabditidae.
AUGAAACGUGCAGCUCAAAUAGUUUCGAAGAGCGAUACUCUGACUGACAUAGAAGAUUUGAGAAAGGAACAGGUGGUAUAUAUAAAAGAAAUGAGGAAAGCUGAGGAUGCUCCUGUGGAUAUCUUGGGAUGUCAUAAGUUGGCCGAUCCUUUGGCUGCUCCCGAGGUCUACCGAUUUCAAGUUCUUCUGUCAUUGAUGCUUUCAAGUCAGACUAAAGAUCAAGUCACAGCAGCAGCUAUUAUGCGCCUACGUGAGUACGGAUGUGAUGCUGACUCAAUGAUCAAAAUUCCUCGCCCCGAGUUGGAGAAGCUUCUCUUUCCGGUUGGAUUCUACAAGAGAAAAGCUGAGUAUGUUCAAAAAGCUGCUCAAAGUAUCAAAGAUAAUUUCAAAGGUGAUAUUCCCAAAACGUUAGAAGAUAAGUCUUUACUGUGUUCCUUAGCCGGCGUUGGACCGAAGAUGGGUCAUUUGGUGAUGCAAGUAGCUUGGGGGAAAGUUGAAGGAAUUGCUGUUGAUACUCAUGUACAUAGAAUAGUCAAUCGCUUGGGCUGGAUGGUCACUAGUACCCCUGAAGAAACGAGGGUUAAGUUACAGAAUUUGUUACCAAGAGAAGAAUGGGAUAAAAUUAAUCCUUUACUUGUUGGGUUCGGUCAACAGAUUUGUUUGCCCGUAAAACCGCAUUGUGAUACUUGUCUUUGCAAUCAUAUAUGUCCUUCAUCUACAUAUAAGAAAAAGGUGAACGCGAAGGAACCGAAAGCCGAGUCUCCUCAAGUUAAAACUGAAGAGCCCAACCAGUCCCCAAAGCUUGAAAAGACAAUUUCUGUACCUCAUGAAGAUUUGAAACUGGAAGUCCCUGUGACUGAAGAAGCACCCAAGAAGCGUUCUACAUAUAAGAAAAAGGUGAACACGAAGGAACCGAAAGCCGAGUCUCCUCAAGUUAAAACUGAAGAGCCCACGCAGUCCCCAAAGCUUGAAGACACAACUUCUGUGUCUCAAGAAGAUUCGAAACUGGAGGUCCCUGUGACUGAAGAAGCACCUAAGAAGCGUUCAAAUCGUCGAAAGAAAUGA